AUGUCUUCUCAUAUCUGUGAAUUGAAGACCUUUCAAAUACCGAAACAGCAUAGGCUGGCAUGUGAAAAUAAGGAAGAUGUUGGUAUUAUUGUGCCCCAGCAUGUGUGGAGGAAACUGCCCCCAAUGCCAACACCUAGGUCUUCCACGGGAGCAGCACAUAUACCCGGUGUUGGUGAUUUAGUUGUUGGUGGGUGGACAGUGACUGGGCCGUGUCUCAACAAAGCGGAAAUCUUUUUGACAACUUCAUCGCCUCUUGGACAUGCAGGCAGUUGGUGUGAAAUCACUCCCAUGCUUCUUUCGAGGUCUCGUCCAACAGCAGAAUUUUUCAAUGGAAGAGUUUACGUCGCUGGUGAUUCGUGUAAUUUAACUUCUUCUGUUGAGAUGUUGUCCUUAUUUACUGAAGAACCUCCCCAGUGGACCGAAAAAUUGCGAGUUGUCCACAACAUGAUUAUCUUUUCUCAAACAGGGGAUUGA
This is a messenger RNA of Rodentolepis nana, 474 nucleotides long. Lineage: Eukaryota; Metazoa; Platyhelminthes; Cestoda; Cyclophyllidea; Hymenolepididae. The record is from the annotation of a GenBank genome assembly.